Messenger RNA from Dioszegia hungarica, 414 nucleotides. RefSeq lists its product as uncharacterized. Bases 1 to 414 code for a protein of 137 amino acids. The record is from RefSeq and is a predicted model, not a curated record. The transcript has 5 exons. Lineage: Eukaryota; Fungi; Basidiomycota; Tremellomycetes; Tremellales; Bulleribasidiaceae.
AUGCUCCUCACCAAGCUCAUCCUCACGCUCCCCCUCCUCUGCACCAUCCUUGCCCUCCCUGCGCCGCAGAGCAACUCGGCACCUCCUCCUACUACCGAGGGUACGGGACCCACCUCCGCUGCCAGCUUUUACAAGCGCGACCCGAUGCCCCAGACGCUUCCUCCUCCCAGUACUACCGAGGGCAUGGGUCCCACAUCCGCUGCGGGCCUUAUCAAGCGCGUACCUCAAGCGGAUCCUACUGCUCCCAACACUCCGACCGUGCCCGAGGCUGGACCUACCAGCAAUAAGCGCUGGUCUAGUGGCAUUAGUGAGAGCACCGAAUGCAAGAUUUCAAGACAUGCCAACUUUGUCGCCUCUGAUUUGUCUGUACCGUUGCGCCGAGACAUCAAGCCACAUGGGUCGGCUGCCAGGUGA